AAAAGACGCGCUCCGCCUCGCUGCCGCCGUCGCUAGUCUGUUCGUUUGUUAUGCGCUACUCGAUCGGGCAGUAGGCGCCCCGUUCCCUGCGAACCGCUCGUCUCCGGCCUCCUCGGUCGCUGCUCCCCGCUCCCUCGCCGUGCUAAUUUAUAAGGAGCACGGGGCUCCCUCGUUUCCCUCCUGUUUCCUUCGAGGAGAAGGGGGAGAGAGGGGGCGGAUUCCCGAUCGAUGCGAAGAAGAAGCUGGUAGGAUUCGCCGCUGCUGCUGCGCGCGGCGACGAUGGACUUCCCGGAGCUCGCCAAGCUGGCCUUCUCGAGGGUGCAGCAGAUGGAGCCGCAGAACGUCGGCAAGAUCCUCGGCUGCAUCCUCCUCAGGGAGCCCGACGAGGACGAGAUGGUGCAGCUCGCCUACGGCAACGACGCCGCCGUGCACGCCAAGAUCAACGACGCCAAGGCCACGCUCGCCGCCAUCUACGCGCGCUGCUCCGCUUCGCACCACCACCACCACCAGAUCGGCGCCGCGCACAGGGCCGCCGCCGCCGCCGCCGCAGCCGCCGGGUACCACCCGGCCGCCGCCUCCGCCGCCGGGGUGCGCCACCACUUCUCCCCCGCGGCCGCCGCCUUCGGCUUCCAGUACUGGCCGGAGCCCGCGCCGGUGCCCAAGGCGCAGCCGGAAUUCGGACUCGUGGACGCCGGCGCCGGCGCCGGCGCCGAGGGCCACCACGCGCUGCUGCAGCAGCAGAACCACAACGGCCUCGACGACCACCACCACUACGACGCCGCCGGAGGGUACUACUACGCCGCCGCCGAGGAUGCGUUCCACAAUGGCGGCGCCGGCGGGGGCCUGCCGCCGAGGGCUGCGGCUCGCCGGGCGAACGGCGUGUCGACGCGGCGCGCCUGCCACUACUUCAUCAAGGGCGUGUGCAAGAACGGCCAGAACUGCCCCUUCUCGCACCACCACGCCUACUCCGACGGGUUCGCCGACGACAGCCACCACAACGGCGGCGGCACGCCUGGCGCGCUGGAGAAACUUGAAAUGGAGAUCACCGAGCUGCUCAACUCGCGGCACGGCCAGCCUCUGUCCAUCGCGUCGCUGCCCACGCUCUACGGCGAGAGGUACGGGAAGGGCCUCCAGGCCGAGGGCUACCUCACCGAGAGCCAGCGCCAUGGCAAGGCCGGCUACAGCCUCACCAAGCUGCUCUCCCGCCUCAACAAGAUCAGGGUCAUCGAGAGGCCGCAUGGGCAGCACUCUGUGGUUCUCGCUGAGGACGCCCCCAGGUACACGGAAUUCAGGGGCGAGAGAGGAGGAGGUGACAUGGGCUCCGUCCCGGCCAGCUCGCACCAGAUAUACCUCACCUUCCCUGCCGAGAGUACCUUCCAGGAGGAAGACGUCGCCACUUACUUCGGGCAGUAUGGUCCCGUGCGCGACGUGAGGAUCCCGUGCCAGGAGAGGCGCAUGUUCGGCUUCGUGAGCUUCCAGAACCCGGAGACAGUGAGCACCAUCCUCAUGAGGCGCAACCCGCACUUCAUCUGCGGAGCAAGGGUCCUCGUUAAACCCUACAGGGAGAAAUCCAGGUGCCUAGAACGUCAUCCCAGGACGUACACGGACAGGAUCAAGCCGAUGCACUACUACCCUACCCGCUUCUUCGACAUUGAUCCGGACUUCUAUCCUGAUGAAUAUGAAGCUUCAAGCAGGAUCGUGAGGAAGCAACUGGCGGAGAAGCGCGAGAGGCUGAUCGAGCUCGAGAGGAAGCGCUUCGCAGGGAUCAGGCUCGAACCGCUGCCGCAUCAGUUUGCUUACUUCGAUUGCAGCAUUGAGGAUGGGAAUCCCCUCGAUUGCCUCCCAGCAGAUUCCAAAGAUGUCGACCUGAUGGACCGUCCCCUCAACGUGCCGGACUCCCUGGAGGUUGUAUCCACGAGCCAAGCUCCGCAAACGCAGGCAAGCAACAGCUGCGACGACAAAGAGAGCACUGAAAUCGAACUCCUCCCAGAAAGCCCAUUCGCAUCGGCAGCGCCUGCUGGGAACAGCAUAUCCUCAAUCAUAUGAUGGGAAGGGGAGAUGAAGCAUCCUGGACCCUCUGUCAGUUUCGUUUGAUAUCGUCUCAAUAACGUAAGGUCUAAAGGGAUGAGUGCAUUUUUACACAGGAGACCGGAAAAAAUAAACAGUUUUUGUAGAUAGAGAAAAGGGAAAGAGAAGAACUUUGUGUUCUUGAUUAGGAAUCACAGGACAAAGGGAGCACGUGUUCAUUUUAUACUUUAGAAGCGGGAUGGAAAAAGCAGUAGUAGCAUGCAGGUUGAGGACAGAGAAAGAAAGCCACACUGGUAAGUUUUAUACAAGUGUGUAGUCUGACUAUAUAUAAGUUACAGGAAAUAAUGUGACAUGAUAUAUAGUUGUUCUAAUAAGACAUUAUGAUACAUGCAAAUUGGUGCUCUACCAUUUGUUUCCAAAGAUUACGAACCAAGAUUAAUUAUUUACAGAGGUAGAAGUCGUUGUUGGUCCAGGGCGUCUAUUAUUUGUACUUUCAGUUAGUAAUGAAUUGAAGACACAAUAUCUGUUCCA
This is a messenger RNA of Panicum hallii, 2559 nucleotides long. Its product is annotated as zinc finger CCCH domain-containing protein 54-like. Gene Ontology annotation, molecular function: RNA binding; metal ion binding. The record is from RefSeq and is a predicted model, not a curated record. The transcript is spliced from 7 exons. NCBI's taxonomy places the organism in Eukaryota, Viridiplantae, Streptophyta, Magnoliopsida, Poales, Poaceae. The coding region runs from base 280 to 2046 and encodes 588 amino acids.